Messenger RNA from Dendronephthya gigantea, 1125 nucleotides. RefSeq lists its product as uncharacterized. The record is from RefSeq and is a predicted model, not a curated record. Bases 238 to 1125 code for a protein of 295 amino acids. The transcript is spliced from 5 exons. NCBI's taxonomy places the organism in Eukaryota, Metazoa, Cnidaria, Anthozoa, Malacalcyonacea, Nephtheidae.
UUUUUUAAUAGUUGUUGCCGUUCAGUGAUCACGCAUGUCAUUACUGCUAGUUUUUAGCUUCAUUCAAGGCAAAAUCAGUCAUCGAAAACGCACGCACAUGGGGCGGUUCAAUUAAAUGACGAAAAAUUAAUUCAAUAGUUGUCAAUUAAAUGAUCGUUUCGUGCGGAUAGGUUUGCAAAAAUUUUGCGCGCGAAAUAUUUCACAGAGCGAUAAAAAGUGUCUAAUUGAAAAGUAUAUAUGUUUUCCCUUUCCUCGUUAUCAAAACCCUUCCGACGCAGGACAAGGGUUGGUGAGGGUGAACUGUUGGAAAUUGAAAAAACUCGAAUCAACGAUGGCUUAGCGAGUGAUAAUCAGUUAAAGAUUGUACGAAGAUUUGCAGAGAGACUUGGUUGUGUUGGCGGAACACGGGAGAUGUCCGCAGAGGAAAAAAUGUACCACGAUUUGUUCGCUGUCAACAGCGAAACAGAAGAUUGUGGCCACACGAAAAAGACACCGAGAAGGAAGAGCGAUAAAGAAGUUCAACUUUCUGAAGUGAUAUUUGAAAAAAACAACGACGAAGACAACGGUGGCGAUAACUUACCAUGCUGUGACACAGUUCACACAGAAGACCUCACUUGCCGAGACGUAACUCGUCAAAUUGCCUCAGAAAUUGCCGUCGAGUGUCGUCAGUUGGCAAAAGACGACAACGAAAGAAAGGAAAAACAGUUGAAAUUAAAGUUGGGCAUUUCUGACACGCCUACACAACAGCUUGCGAAAAUAGGGCAAUAUGUCAAUGCAGAGAGUUCCGACUCAAGCGUCCAUGUCCGAGAAUUGAAUGUAGAACCUCUUUGUGAGCUUGCCAAAGAGGAUAUCGAAGUCAAAGAGAACAAACGUUCAAAAAGAAUGAAACGAAAGCACAGAAAGGUGAACCCUUUAUGUGAUUCGACUACAGGCAACAACUCAGUGAAACCUGAACCUUGUCCAAUGAAGAAACUAUCUGAUAUCUACAAAAUGUUUCAAGGAUCAACGUCAAGUGACAUCCACUCCCGAGAAGUUCUCUCCGUCGAACCAGAUGAUGAGUUCAACAGAGGUGUUGAGAAAGCAGAUGCAGAAGGUAAACAUCGUUUUUUAGGCGAAAGAAAGUGA